GGGAAGCUUGGAGAUCACGUCUCGUAUUUUAUAAUUUCUUAAAUUUCUAUCUUAGUUGGUAGGUAAUUCUGCAAUGUCGACGACGGCCCAAGAUAACGCCAAUGCCGGCGAGGAGGAGGACCAGCCUAACCUCCGAGACUACGACCUCAGCCGACCCCUCGACACCCGUCGGGGGAUGCGCACAGGUCUCACGUCCUACGGCGACGCGCACUUCUCCCUCUUCCUGCGCAAGGUGUUCAUCAAGGCCCUCGGGUACUCCGAGGACGCGCUCUCGCGGCCCAUCAUCGGCAUCGCGAAUACGUACUCGGCGCUUAACCCGUGCCAUGCCAAUGCGCCGCAGCUUAUUGAUGCGGUGAAGAGGGGGGUGCAGUUGAAUGGUGGGCUGGCGGUUGAAUUUCCGACGAUUAGUCUGCAUGAGAGCUUUGCGGCGCCGACGAGUAUGUUCUUGAGGAAUUUGAUGAGUAUGGAUACUGAGGAGAUGAUUAUGGCGCAGCCGGUUGAUGCGGUGGUGCUUGUUGGUGGGUGUGAUAAGACGACACCGGCGCAACUUAUGGGUGGGAUUUCGGCGAAUAAACCGAUACUGCAUCUUGUUACGGGGCCGAUGAUGCCGGGGAGUCAUCGCGGUGUUAGGAUUGGGGCUUGUACUGAUUGUCGGAAUAAUUGGGCGAGUUAUCGGGCGGGUGUUAUUGAUAUCGAGGAGAUUGCGGCGUUGAAUGAGGAGUUGGCACCAACUGCCGGCACGUGUGGCGUUAUGGGCACUGCGAGUACAAUGGCGUGUAUACUAGUUGGACUUGGCCUCAUGCCAUUUAAAGGGGCAACUGCACCAGCCGUAUCAUCAGCACGGUUACGAAUCGCCGAAGAAACGGGCGCUAAUGCCGUGAAAAUCAUCGCAGCCGGAGAAAAACUCAAACCCCAAGCUCUCCUAUCGCGGGAGUCAUUUCUCAACGCCAUAACCGUCCUCCAAGCCAUCGGCGGCUCCACAAACGCAGUGGUUCACAUAAUGGCCAUCAUAAACCGACACCCGAAGCUCGCCGGCACAAUAACCCUCGAUACCUUUGACGAGAUCGGACGUCACACCCCUUUGCUCGUUGACCUCAAACCCAGCGGUGCGAAUUACAUGUCCGACUUCCACAACUCAGGGGGCAUGGCCGCCCUCCUUCAAGAACUUAGACCUAUCCUCCACCUUGAUGCGCUGACAAUUACAGGCAAGACCCUCGGCGAGGCCCUAGAUAGCCAGCGCAUCAUCCCAGUCCCCCAACACCUCCGAUGCAUCCAACCCUUCGACGAGCCGCUUUACCCGCGCUCCUCGCUCGUUGUGCUGCGCGGAAACCUAGCACCUGGUGGCGCCGUAAUGAAAGCUAGCGCAUCGAAAGAUCGGAGAUUGCUGCGGCACUCCGGGCCCGCGGUCGUGUUCACCGGAUCGGCGGACCUAGCGCGACGGAUCGAUGACGAGGAGCUAGAAGUCACGGAAGAUAGCGUGCUCGUGCUGCAGAACAUUGGACCCGUGGGAAACCCUGGGAUGCCCGAAGCUGGGCUCGUACCGAUUCCGCGGAAGCUGGCUGCGAGGGGGGUUACCGAUAUGCUGCGGGUUUCAGACGGACGGAUGAGUGGGACGGCGGGGGGGACGAUUGUCUUGCAUGUUUCGCCUGAGGCGGCGGAUCCGGAGAGCGUGUUGGGGGUUGUGAGAGAUGGGGAUGUGGUUACGUGUGAUGUGGAGAAGAGGGUGUUGAGGGUGGAGAUUAGUGAUGAGGAGAUUGAGCGGAGGAGGGUGGAUAGGAGGAGGGAGGUCGUGGGGGAGGGCUCGGAACACCCGUGGAAAGCGAGGGAGCGGAUGAGGGGGUAUAGAGGGUUGUAUAUGAGGGAGGUGAAUCAGGCAGAUCAGGGGGCGGAUUUUGACUUUUUGAGGGCUGGGUUUGAGAGAUGA
Messenger RNA from Annulohypoxylon maeteangense, 1924 nucleotides. Its product is annotated as dihydroxy-acid and 6-phosphogluconate dehydratase. The record is from RefSeq and is a predicted model, not a curated record. NCBI's taxonomy places the organism in Eukaryota, Fungi, Ascomycota, Sordariomycetes, Xylariales, Hypoxylaceae. Bases 74 to 1924 code for a protein of 616 amino acids. Gene Ontology annotation, molecular function: hydro-lyase activity. The transcript has 4 exons.